AUGUUGCGAUUGUUCGUUGCAGCGUUGGCACUAAUUGCAGGCAGGGUUGCUGCCUCAAAGAAUCAUACAAAAGUGGGUCUUCUUUUCGGCGGUAACACUGGCCGUCCGUUCUCGGACAUGGAUUUUGUUUUGCGUGGACAAACCGUUACUAGCAUUAAAAUCCGCUAUGGUGAGCGCGUCGACGGCGUCGGCUUGGGAAUUACACAAUCAUCAGGGAAGUAUGAAGAAAUGUACCACGGUGGGAAUACCGGGAAUGAACAUGUUUGGUCCCUUUCUCAACAUGAGAUUAUCACUGCCAUUGAAUGCCAUUGGCGCGUGAAGGACGGUGAAAUACGCAUCUUCUACAUUGAGUUUAUGACCAGUGAUAGAUUAAUCUCUGGUGGCAUCCCCACCAGAAAUAUCGGUAGCGAAACCGCACCUUCCGGACAUCGGCUGGGUGGCCUUUAUGGCACAUCAGGAGCUGGACUUAACUCUGUAGGUGCCAUUUGGACACGACUUGAGUGA
Molecule: messenger RNA, 504 nt
Organism: Peronospora farinosa
Lineage: Eukaryota; Oomycota; Peronosporomycetes; Peronosporales; Peronosporaceae
Source: the annotation of a GenBank genome assembly